Messenger RNA from Brassica rapa (field mustard), 8505 nucleotides. RefSeq names its product TLC domain-containing protein 4-B. The record is from RefSeq and is a predicted model, not a curated record. Gene Ontology annotation, biological process: lipid homeostasis. Gene Ontology annotation, cellular component: endoplasmic reticulum; membrane. NCBI's taxonomy places the organism in Eukaryota, Viridiplantae, Streptophyta, Magnoliopsida, Brassicales, Brassicaceae.
GAAGAAAAAAAAAGAAGAAGAAAAUUAGGAAAAUAAACAUUGAAAAUGUCUUAGGUGGUGUUAUUUUUUGUAGAUAUUAAACUCAGCUCCAACAGAUUUCAAAUGUGUAAUAUUUUAAUUGAUCUAUUAAUGAAUUGUAAUUUUUUUGUUACAAUCAAUACCAACAAAUUUUAAAAUAGGUAAGAUUUAAAAAAAAAAUUGAUUUAUCAAUUCAAAUAUGUCAGAUUUUAGAAUGAUUCACUAUUAGAAUUAUUGAUUCUAGCCAUGUAGAAAGCCCUCUUGAUUUUAUAACUAUAAAAACUAGCAUUGAAGAUUAUCCUUGAAAUCAAAUAAUACAUUUCGAAAUUGAUAGAAUACAUACUUUAUCUGUUGCAGCAAGAAAUCUAAUGUUGUGAACGGAAUGAAACUACCACUUUUAAGAUAUUAUGAUUGAAGAUUGAGUCAAUAAUAAAAUUGAAAAAUAUGCUUCACCAUGAUAAGUGACUCAUGGAAGUCUUUUUUUAAGAAGAAGAAGAAGAAGAAUAAGAAAUGUGAAAUAAAGGAGAAAAUAAAGACGUAAGAAAAAGUGAGUUGAUAAAUCUGAAUUUUCAACUGAAAUUUUUUGGGUAAAGCUUGGAUGUUGAUUGCUAAAAUUUACUUAUAAAAGUAAUAUCAAAAUCAUUCCACUUUUUAAUAACUCUUUUCACAAAGAAAAUCAAUCCAUACAUGAAUAACGCUAGAUUUUAAAUCAUCGUUUCAAGCCUUAGAUUAAAUAACAACAUAUUUAAAUUUCUUAUAAUAAUGUUAUUAUAAAUACAAGAACCAAUAACACUAGAUUUAAAAUCUUAAAAUGAAAAUAUUUCAAGUACAAUAAUGAAUAACACUAGAUUUAUAAAAUGGAAUUAAAAUCAAAUAUUGAAUAACAUUAAAUUUUAUUUAGAUUUAUAAUCUACGCAAAUCCAUUAAUGAAAAACACCUCCUUAUUAUUUGAAAACCAACAUAAAGAUUUAUUAAAAGGCUAAACCAACAGAAAGAUAAACCCCAAUAGAAAGAAUAAAAAAAAAUACUAAACAAAUGAACAUUAACAUACUCUGUUGUACUCUAGUAAUUAAGUAUUAUAGGGAAAAUAUAUAAAUAUUAAAUAACUUUAGUAACAUCAAGAAAUUACAUUAUCCAUCAAAAUGUUGGUCUUUAUAUUUCUAUGAGAAAACAACGAAUCAUUUAAAAAAUAUAUUUUCUACAGGAUUGCAUGUAUAACAUGUUUAAUCUAUCUCUAAAACAUGUUUAAUGUAUAAAUGUAUAUAAAAUGUGAUUAAAUCUCAUAAAUGAAUAUUUACCUGCACACAUACUUUCAUAUUGAAAUAUGUAUUUGCAGAAGACUGCAUUGGUAGAUUAGUAAAAUUAACAAAUACAUAAAUACUAAGUACAAAAAUUAGAUUUUCUCUUCCGUUAAAGCUUCACGUAUGUAUUAACAGAAAUUACUCACAUUCUUAUUUUUCUAAUUCUCUUUAAACUUUAAUUUUAUCGGUUUAUGUUUCAGAAAGCUUGAAUUCUAUCUCAUUGCUAUAUAAGAAAUAUACAUAUGUUUACCUUCUGCUAAGAGAAGUUGAGAACAACUAUUCUUGUUGAAAAUAACUCUUGCCAUCUGAUGGUAAUACUCUGUGAAACAGCUCCAAUACUUUUUCAAAGAAAAGCAAAGCUCUGAUACUCCACCAAUUAUAUUCUUAUAAAAUUGUCUAUACUUGAAUCAUGCAUAUAGAAUGAUAGGAAAUUUUUCCAUAAAUUUUUCGACACUCAAAAGCUAAAUAAAAUGACAAUGAAGAUAAUUUAUUCAGAUGAAGAAAAAGUGAAAACAAAUAGAAAAUAAUUUCUCAUAUAAUGUUUUAAAAACAGUUGACAUAGUGAUUAAUGAAUUAUUCCUGGAACGCGAUGGUUGUAAUCUGAGAAAAAAUAUAAAGUUGAAUUUUCGCAGUUAUAAAGUAUAAUUUUGAUCUUUUUGGGUGUUGUCAACAAAUAACAUGUGUCAAAUUCUUAUUGUUCAAGUGACUUGUUAUUUAGUAUAUAGAGGAUGUAUGAGUAUAUCACUUUUUAGAUUUAGGAUUGUCUAUGGUUUAAGAAUGAAUUGCUAGAGCUUAUAUUAUGAGUUCUUCAUCUUGAUUGUUCUUAAUUCUAGAUUUGGAUUGAUAAUCCUGAUAAUCUAGAUCAUAGGAUAGUUGGUAGACACAACAAAAUUAUUAAUUUCCUAAAAUAAUCUUGAUGAGCUUAAUACAUAUUCGCAAAAGUAUCUGGUUUAGGGAUUUAGUGGACAUGUCAAACAUGAAUUUAACUUGUUUGAAUUGAUUGAAUUUGCAAAGGAAUUUGAGAUUUUAGACUUAUACAUAAAUAGUUUAAGCAGCGAAAACUGAUUGACUUUAUUGCUGUAAUAUGAGUUUUUGAAUUGUUCUUAUAAAUCAUCGAUAUCUGUUAACUUCAAUUCUGAAUUACCUGAUUGAUUUCUCUGGAUCUAGUGUCUUUUUUCCAUCACUUACAAACCGAUUUACCUUCUUAUGUUACUGCUUUCUAAUUACUAUCUAGCUUAAUCUGAUAACUAUAAUCUAUUGUGUGAUCCCAUGCAUGUGGAUUUGAUCCCUAAAUACUUCAACUGAUGAUUUGAAAUUACAGAGUUUCUUUUAGAGUAGAUUUGAACAUAUCAAUCAUGCUGUAAUUUAUAUUACAAAAGUUGAGUAAGUAUAAGUCAAUGAGAGAUAUAUGCAUGUAGAAAAACAGCACUGAUUCUUAUCUAUUUGGUUAUUUUUGGCAAUGAUCAUGCAUUGAUCAUGCAAUUUUCUAUUACAAAAGUCAAGUGACGGUGUGUGUAUAUAUGAGAGACACAUGCAUACAAAAUAACAUAAUGGAGCCUCUAGUUGCCUUUGAUGUUAUUCAGUCAUGGGUUCUCUGUUUUUCUGAUAAUUCAUGGGACCAUGAGAAAGAUGUUUCACUUAACAUAAAUCAUUGAAGGUGAAUGUCUGGACGAUUCAAAAGCUUUUUUAGUAGUACGGAACAUUAAAACGGGUUAAAAUCUCAUUGAUUGGUGGUAUUUUGCUUUGCACAAUCUCAUUUACUACACCGUCAAUCUACCUUUAACUUUUUGCUACUUCCUUCUUAACAUAUGACGAUCUUUUCAGUCAUACUUCUUUCUGCAAAUUACAGAAAUGUCACAUGCAAGUUUUAAUCGCCAUAUAAUGAAAUUAUCUAAUAACAGACCAUCUUCUUCUUUACUUUACUUUUUAUAUCUUUAUAUAUUACAAGAAAAAAAAUGUUGUAAGAGAGAGUACCUAAGCAAAUGAAAAAGACAUGGUAGUAGAAGUGAUUCACACGAAUCGAGCAAUAAUAAUAAUCUAAUUCUUAUAUUUAUUUUGAUUCUGUUUGUUAGAUGUCUGGUUCAUGUUUUUCCCCCAAUUACAUACAUUAAUCGUAAACCCCAGUCCCAUUAACAUAAGUUUGGCAUAUACAAUAUUAUUUUAUAUUAAAAUGAUAGAACCUAGUUGAAAUUAAAUAUCUAAUUCUAGUUUUUUAAUCUAACAGUUUAUUUUAAUUUAAUAGUUGUUUUUCGUGCACCAGCUGUAGUUUUUCUUUUCUCUUAGAUCGACGAGUCUUUUGUGUUCUUCUCAUCUUCUUCUUCUUCUCCUUCUCCUUCACAUUCCGCGCAUUGAUUAAAGCAAAAUCUUCCUUUCUCUCACUCUCUCACUUUUUUCGCCGCCGAUUCUAAAAGCCUCCCCUCCUUCCUUUGCGUCAAUUUCUCCGAGAGAUUUAUUCAGAUUUUCCCAUACACGAGGGCGGUGUGGCGAAUGAUGAGAUGAGGAAUCGAUAGAUCGAAUCUGUAUAAUAAUCAAAUAAUCUCUGCAAUGUCGUCGACCUCUUUGCAAACGAUUGGUGCCAUAAAGGCUUAUCAUCAUCAAGCUCAGCAUUUGGUUAACAACUACCUCUUGGCUGAUCCUUUUAUUCCUUACACCUCUGUUCUCACCGGCAUUUUCCUCUCCAAAGUGGUCUAUGAUCUUUGUCACUUCAUAAGCAACUCACAUUCCAAGACCUAUAUCAUCCUCACCAAGAUUCAACAAAUCGAAUGGAACAACCGUGGUAUCUCAACGGUUCAUGCUAUCUUUAUCUCCGCAAUGUCGCUCUACUUUGUCUUCUGGUCCGAUCUCUUUUCCGAUAGGUGGCACAAUGAUCUUGUUGUGUUCCGGAGCUCACGUCUUUCCUCUCUUGGUCUAGGGUUAUCCAUUGGUUACUUUAUUGCUGAUCUUGGGAUGAUUUUCUGGAAAUAUCCUUCUUUGGGUGGACUUGAGUAUAUUGUGCAUCACUCGCUAUCAGGGGUAGCAGUUGCCUACUCCUUGUUUUCUGGGGAAGGACAGUUGUAUACAUACAUGGUCCUCAUCUCCGAGAUUACAACCCCCGAGAUCAACUUGAGAUGGUACCUGGACACAGCUGGUAUGAAGAAGUCGAUGGCAUAUGUUGUCAAUGGCGUUUUCAUCUUCCUGGCUUGGCUGGUUGCUAGAAUCCUACUAUUCAUAUACAUGUUUUAUCAUGUCUAUCUGCACUAUAACCAGGUCAUGAGGAUGCACAUCUUUGGAUACGCUCUGGUAUUUGGAGUACCAGCUGCGCUCGGUGUCAUGAACUUGAUAUGGUUCGGUAAGAUUGUGAGAGGAGUAAAGAAAACAUUAGCAAAGAGAUGUGAAUGCUGAGAGAUUGGCGAGUCUACCUCACAAUGUUUUAUCAGAUAUCAUCUUUACUGCUUCUUUCUCCCCUCUGACAUAUAUGUCUGUCUCUCUAGUGUAAGUAGUUUUUGUCUGAUGGAGAAACGAGAAGAAACAAAAACAAAAAUGAUACUAUCAUCAGAUGUCUCUGUAAAUGAUCAAAAUUCAUGUCAAAUUAUGUUUUUCAUUACAAGAUGUAACUCUGUUUUCAUUCUAAUAGUUUUGUCCCUGUCCCCCCCCCCUCCCCCCUUAAUGUUUAAUUGUCUGUCUCAUACAUCACUUGUUUAAUCAGAAAAUCAACACAGCCAGUACUAAUAUGAUGAACAGUUUGUUUUCCGGUUAUGUAGUGUAAAAAAAUAGAAGAAAAUCAUUUGGUAUAAAUAUUAAAAUGUUUAAUUACGUGGUAAGUUUUUCAAAACAAAACAAAUUACAGAUGAAAGGAGUUUGUGAUUUAAAAGGAGUUUUGAUCAUUUUAAAUUUAAAUAGUCUAAUAAAUUUACAGUAUAGCCAAAAACUUUUGUAGAAUAUUAAAUAUUUUAAUUGAUGAAAAUUAUAAAUUUUAUUUUUGAUGAAAUUCAAAUUUAUUGAUUAGAAUCUAUGAAGUUUACUAGUUUAGUAUAUGUGUUCACUGUGUUCUAUAAUAAAUGUCACUUGUUUUUUUUUUUUUUUAAAUAAGUGUCAUUCUAUAAUUCCAAUGUAAUUUUGUACACUAAUUUUUUUUUUACCUUUUUGAAUAAUCAAUGAGCUUUUAUUUAAACCAUUUUUAUUUAAUCAAUCACACAUUAAAUGAAUAUAUAUUAGUCUAUUAUACAAUUUUCAAUCUCCGUGAAAAAUGUCAAAAUAACACUUAAUAUGAAAUGGAGAGAGUAUAUCCUAAUUGCUAUUUGAUGCUAAAGCCACCAACCGGCCAGGCAGACGUGCAUAUUUAUGCUCAGAUUUGUACUUGAGAGAUAGGAUUGUGUUCUUCAUAGUCUUCUCAAUGAGCAUCCGCAUCUGAUCUGAUCCAUGGCUGUCUAGAUCUGAUGAUGGUGCCUUGUAUUUAUCUCUCUUUACAUAUAGUAGAUAGAAACCUGAAACAAAAGUUUCGCUAGAAUGGUGUCCAAUCCCUUAUGUGUCAUGUUUUUCAAGUAGUUUAGAGUCCAUUGCCAGUUCGGAUUGAUAUUAGAUCCCAUAAGCUGUCGCGCUAAUCCUCUAAAAUUAUGUAAGAAAAAGGGCAAGCAAAGAUCAAAUGAUCUCAAGUCUCAUAUUUUUCUUCACAUAAUUCGCAUCUCUGAACUGCUCCUUAUUGCCUCAUUCGAUCACCAAUAGCUAAACUGUAUUUUACAUCAAGCUAAGUAAUAAAAGAAUAAACCAUACCACUCUACUCUGAACCAUUAUAUUCCUUUUAGAUUGAAGUUGAUCUCAUGUUCUUGAGGCUGAGAAGUUUGUGUGAUAGUCCUCGACCCCAUGCUUCCAUAACACUAUGUCAUCUCCCUUCCCAUCAUGUGGCACAUCUAUAGCAUGGAUAUUGUUGUUGAGGUCAUGAAAUGUCCGACUUCUCUUUCCACUAAUACACCACCCUUCCAGAGUUAUUGCAUCUCUGAUCUUGGCGUGUCUAGCAACACCGAGGUAUGUUGUACCCACAUCUCCAAUGAUAUCAAUCAUACGACCUUCCUUUCUCUAACCAAUCAUCAAACCAAAAGUGUUUGCUCUUUCUAUCUCUUACCUCAAAUCUGAAAAUUGGUAAGUAACAUCCAUCAACUUACGCAACUUAAGCUAUAUCCAAGAUCCUUUAGAAUCAUCUCGAACCGGCCAAAAAGAGUUGUACCGAAAUAUAUAAUGUUUGACCCAGCUAACCCGAAGAGAAGAAGGCUGAGUAAACAAUCACCUUAUGAGGCUCAAAGAAAAGGCCCUAGCAGAAGAAUCCCACAACUUCCUCACCCCCUCCCCCCCCCCCCCCCAUCUUCUAAGAAAGAUCAUCCCAUCCUACUUUUGCUUUGUGAGUUUGGGUAGGUGAAACCGUUCCAGAAAUUCACAAUGAUUGAGAUAAUAAACUUGAUCAAUUGUAACCUUCCGGAAUAAGAUAAAGAAUUGUUAGACCAGCAGAACAUUCGUCCUCUAACUUUGUCAACCAGCAGCCCAUAAUCAUGGCUAGUGAGAAUUUUGGUAGUCAGUGGCAUACCUAAGUAUCGAAUGGGGAGAGUUCCAACUACUAAACCUAAAAAGAGGCUGUACAAAAGAGAGCUAAUAGAUUACUUCCUGAUGAAUAAAUAGAUAACUUGGUUGUAUUAAUAUAUAAACAUGACAUUCAUGUGAAUCGCUGCAUGAUCUCCAAAUCCCCUAAUAAUGACUCUGAUGUACCAUAUGUGAAGGGCAAUAUAUCAUCUGCAAAGCUUAGAUUACUGAGUUUUACUUCCUUACACUGUGGAUGAUAAGCAAAUUCCCCUGCCUUUACUGCUCCAUCUAGUAGCUUUGAGAGCACAUUGUUGAGGAUACCAUAAAAAUAAGGUGAGAGUGAACAGACUUGACGAAUGCUUCUGGCAUUGGUAAAGAAAUCUUCCAUACUUCCAUUAAUAGAGACAGAAAAUGAUGUUGAUAUACAUAACCUGUUAAUUAUAAACUUUUACAGAGUAUCAAUGUUGUGUUGUGUUGUUGUGUUUGUUAUUAUCUAUUAUUUUUUUCCAUUGACUAUUCUUUUUUUUGACAAUUUGUCACAUUAUAGUUCAAAUACAUUUUCAGAACUUACAACCUUGCUUUUACACCAGAAAAAAAUGCACUGUACAAACUUGUAGUGAUGUUUCUUUUGCCAUUUUUCCAAAUUAUGUAUCAUUAUCAGAUGAUUUUCUUGAUUGUGCUUGAUUUAAAAUUUACCAAUUGACUGAAUUUGCCUCCAUGUUAGGCUAGCUAUAGCUAGUAUUUAGGGGUAAGGGUUUGGAGUAAAGUUUAGUAUUUAAGAAUAGUGAGUGGAUUUGGAGUCUUAUGCUACUUCGACAAUAUGGUGUAGAAAAAUCGAAUGCAUAUUUAGGUGGUAAACAGGCGUGUGGUGUUGGUGGCAUUACGUGGUGUGAUAAUUAAUAGUGGAGUUUUACAACGACCAUGUCAUCUACUUUUUCUCUCUUUCACCGGCUACUUGCAAAAGAUGAGGGUAUAACCGGCUGAAAAAGAGGUUAAUUGUUAGUUAGUGAAUUAUGUCAAAAUCAAUGUUAUAUACUUAAUUCUUUUUCUCAUUUUGAUUAAUCAGCAAAUUAACCCUUAUUAAUAUAAAUGGCUCCAAAAUGAUAUUAAACAACAUACAAUAAAGUAUAUAACAAAAAUAAAAAUAGACAAUACAAUACAGAAAAUAUAAACCUACAAUACAAUAUCAGCUGCAUACCUUUGGUUGUAUCCAUACAUUGGCCUAACAUUUUUUUUAACUCAAUGAUGUCGACAUACGAAUAUGCACUUGUCGUGACACUGAUACAUUAAAAAAUUUCAUACAUAUAUGCAAAUUGUUGAAUUCAGUGAUGGGCCUAUAAGCUGACAACUUUAUCUAGCUAUAAAAUGGGCUUCACCAGUCAUGCUUAGAUACGUGAAUUGCAGCAAACUAUCUUUCGUUUUCGUUAGGGGGUGUUAUUAGGUUAUGUAUUUGUAAAGACAUUUAGAUUUUAUAAUGAUUCUUAUGUUUUUGAGUUACAAAUUUUCAAAAAAAGUUAAAAUUUAGUGUUAUUAGUUUUGUUUUUGCAGUAAGUAGUUAAUUUUUUUUAAAAGUAGAGUGUUGUUAGAUUCAAUAUUUUGAUAAAUCAGCAAAAAUCUUGUGUUAUAACUAAAAAAAAAA